AUGGGAUCGCGAAAGCGCACCCGCUCGGAGGCCAUGCCGAUGACCGAGCAACAGACCCCAGAGACCUCAGAGCAGCCUGGUUUGCUCACACAGCUCAGAAACAACUGGGCAUUUGCAAGCGUCAUGCAGUACAUCGCCAUCUUUGGCCAGGUCAUGAAGAUUGACGAGGAUUUUGGAAUCGAGGAGCUCGAAGUCGAAUGCCUCAAGCCUGAACCAUCUCACAAACUAAUGGAGAUUGGAUUGUGUCUUCUCAAGUGGAUUUCAUCGCAUCGCGGUCUUACGUUCGACAAUUUCGAUGAGUACACCCGACGCCAGUUCAAUGCGAAGGCACCCAAUAAACCAAACCCCUUCGGACAAGAGGAAGAACCGAAAAAAUUCAUUGAUUUCGAUGUCUUCACCAAGCUACGUGUGUUGCACCAACUGACAACUUGGACAUUCUGGAAUCCCGACCGCAUUCGCGAUAAGAUGCCGGAAAAGAAGGAAACCGAACAGAUAGAAUGGCGCAUUGAAGAGUUCGGAUGGGACCGCGAGGGACGUACAUACUAUGUUCUAGAUGAUAACCGCCUUUACCGUCGCACCGAUCCUCCCCUGCCUCCCCCUACGAAGCGCCCCAAGAAGAAGGCAAAGAGCCGAUCCUCCCGAGCAUCAAGAACCUCGAAGCGCGUCUCCACGGCAGCGGCGGAUGAUGCAUCCGGGGAUGAGAACAAAGAGUUCGACGAUGCAAGUGCCGCCGCAGCCUUUGCCGAAGACCCUUUUAAGUGGGAGUGUGUUGCUGUAACACUUCCUGAAUACCAGGCUUUCUUGGAGACGAUUCAAAGGACGAAAGACGCGGACGAGAAGCAACUUCGCGACAACAUCACUGAGCACGUCUUGCCUAUUUUGGAAAAGGCAGAGGAAGCGCAACAGCGUAAGCGCCAGAAACGUGAAAAGGAACUUUUGAGCCUGCAACUCGUCGCGGGUGCGAAGCGAUCUAGUCGACUUGCCGCAAAGGAGGAGAGGGAGCGACAGGAACGCGAAGCCGCUGAAGCUGCUGAAAAGCAUGAACGCGACCUUGCCGAAGCUCGCAAGGAGCAGGCGAAACAGCAACAGCUCGAACGGGAUCGCCAGUCACGUAUGAUGACUCGGGAACAACGCAUCAAAGACCGUGAACAGAAGCGUCUGCUGCAUGAGGCGGAGCUCGAAAGAAUUGCGGAAGAACAAGAACGAAUUGAGAGGGGCGAAAGCAGGGUUUCUGCCCGGAACCUGAAGGCCGACCUGGAGAAAUCUCAGAAGAAUCUGGCAGACCUUAGUCAAGAGGAUCAAUGGAUCUUCGACUGCUCUGGCUGUGGAGUAUAUGGCGAGAACUUGGAUGAUGGAAGUCACAGUGUUGCAUGCGAAAAAUGCAGUGUGUGGCAACAUAGCAAGUGUCUCGGUAUUUCACAAGAAGCGGCAGAGAAGGACGACUUCCACUUUGUCUGCCGGGAUUGCAAGCAAAAGGUGGAAGACGCCAACAAGCCCAAAAUUCCUCCGCUCAAAUUCAGAGUCAGCACUUCCGCAUCUCCUUCUGAUGCUCCACAAGCUGGGAAGAAGCGCAAGAUAGAGGAUGAUGAGAAUCAUGCUCCGCCCUCGCCUGUGAAGAGAUCACACAUGGCGCUAUCCACUGUUCAAAACGAACCAUCACACUCUCAACCUAUUCUCCAAUCACCCGCUGUCGGCCAUGGCAACUUCUACCCUCCUCCGUCUCCUCAGCGCCCAGUCCACCACAUGAUUAACACACCUCUGCCCUCUUCUAGCCCUCCUCGUCCCCCAUUUUCUCCGCCCAAGGGCAUGAAUGGUCUGCUUCAUACCUCUGUAGAGCAGCACCCACGACCUUCCUCCCAGCAGGCUUUGCCGCCUAUGCAGCAGGCUCCUCAUCUUCCCCCCAUCGGGUCCUUCCAGUCUGUGCGGCCUAUGUCCUCUCACUCGACUCAAAGUCCCAUCCAGAAUCAGCCAUCGAUGUCGCCUACGCAGGGCAACCGCGAUGUUGGGCCCCUUGCGGGCUUCCCGCCUGUUGCCCCCAACCAUGCACCCUCUCCAUGGGGUUCUUUCGAGACUCCGCGCCCACAGUCCGGUCACGGAGGCACGCCCUCGAUGUCGAGCAACUACCCGUCUUUCUCCGCCGCAACUCCCAACGGCCAUCAUUCUUCGCCUCCACAAAGCUCCCACGGCAUGGGGAUGUCUGGGAUUAGUCCAACUAAGCAGUCUCCUCGUCCACCGACUGCCAGUGGCAUGGCUGGCGCACCCGUCUUGCCGCCCAUCCGCCGUCUCGAGCCGAGCCCGAAGCUCAUGGGCCGAAGCUCUCCAGAUGCCCCCAUUCCCCCUCCUGUCAAGUGCAUGACUCCGGAGCAGGAGGAACGUCGGCAGCGAGAGAAUGCUUCAAUGCUGCACCAGGCCUACCACUACCAGAGCAAUGGCCAGCAUCCGAUGUCGUCGCCAUCUCUGAACCGCAUCCCUCCGUUGGGCUCAGGGGCUGUUUCGCAGUAUCCUGAUCCGGUUCCUUCUCCUUAUCACGGAAGCAAUGGUCAGAGCAAUGGUCAGAAUCACGGUCAGAAUCACGGUCAGAAUCACGGUCAGAACCAAUAA
Penicillium bovifimosum is the source of this 2601-nucleotide messenger RNA. Its product is annotated as putative PHD finger domain protein. Gene Ontology annotation, cellular component: RSF complex. The coding region runs from base 1 to 2601 and encodes 866 amino acids. The transcript has 5 exons. The record is from RefSeq and is a predicted model, not a curated record. Gene Ontology annotation, biological process: regulation of DNA-templated transcription. NCBI's taxonomy places the organism in Eukaryota, Fungi, Ascomycota, Eurotiomycetes, Eurotiales, Aspergillaceae.